Molecule: messenger RNA, 1300 nt
Organism: Fusarium redolens
Lineage: Eukaryota; Fungi; Ascomycota; Sordariomycetes; Hypocreales; Nectriaceae
Exons: 1
Coding region: 202-435 (77 amino acids)
Source: RefSeq, a predicted model, not a curated record
GUCACAUCAUCACACGUAGACAGGAUGCUGGUUAAUUGAGGGCGCUGGGUACUUAUUAUUGGAUUCCGAUAACUCGGUUCAGGCGCGAAUUUGCAGUCCUCCAUUCGUCGAAUGCAGUGGGAAACACGACUGUCCAAUGACAGAGUAAUCUGACACUACCUCAUCCUGUAUAUCGCUGCACGAGACAAAAUCCAGGCAUGGAUGGCAAUCAGGAUGUUAGGAUGUCGUGCCAGCAUGGCGACCGUUCUCUCCCCCGCCUCGGUUGCCUCACAAACCUGGUCAGUAUGCACUUCGAUAUCCAAUCUGUUGAGGACAAAGCGACACCGUUGCGAACGCGCACAAGUUAUCACCCAUGUGAUCAGAUCGUCAUCGCGGGCUGGGCCCUGGCCAGCCGUUUUUAGAGUAUGCGCUCAAUGCCACAGAAGUCGUGGGUAGCGAUUUCACCUGAAACGACAAUACCGCGAAUAUUGGUUUACUGUGCUCACUCGUCAAGGUUCAAGACUGUAUCUACCGAUCUUUUGCGUGUGUGUAAUUUCUUGUUUUUCCGGGGCUUAACGAGGUGUACGAGUGGUACUACGUGGCAGUACAGACAAGUUUGAGCCAACAGGUUGGGGUCCUGCACAUGUUGGCAGUCCAUCGUACGGUUGAAACCUUGAUCAACCUCGGACAUAACCUUCCGAGAAUGAGGGGAAAGCCACGGUUCUCAUUUCACACUGCGACAGGCGAAUGACUAUCGGGUAGGUCAUGUUUGAAUAAGUCUGCUUCAAGUAUUGUUUGUUUUUUUAGACUCCCUCUCUUGUACCAAUUGUGUUGAAAUGUAGGAGAACAGUCUGGAUAUCCUCAAAUGCAUGGUGCUACCUGUGUUGUGAACCUAUAAAUUUGGCGAGGUGCUAUUUUGUAAGAUCAAGUGCAGGAAAGAGAGGAAGAAAUAGUACAACGUUCGACAAAAUUUCCAAGGUAGCCACCUGUAUUUGCGUACAAAACAGAAACAAUUAAUCUGCAGUAAUGCGUGGAAAUGUUAUCAGAUUCCUGAGUACCUAUAGAAAUGGAAUUGCCUGUCGCCCAAAAUCUUUGCCGUAGUAACAGGCAGUUCGGCCUGUCAUGAUAUCCAGGUUGGCUAAGCUGCGCUGAUCAUAACGCAGCAAGAAUUUCCCAUGUGAUAUCACGAGUAUGCUGAUUUCAGAGACAGAAACGAACGGGUCCUGUACCGACCAUAGAAAGGUCUAGCUAAGCAUAUAAGGUAAAGGGUAAGAGACACAUGGGUUGAUUGGAUCGAAAGAGCAGAAUAUAAAAACUUUCG